AUGCUGGAUGAAUGGGACUGGGGUCUCGACCUCCUCUCCCCCAGUGGAGGUCUCCCAGAUCAGAGAGGUCCUCAAGAGCCUCAGCAUCAGGGCUCCCUCAUCAAACACACCCCACCCUCAUCAAACACACUCCAAGUCGUCUUCUCUCCGUCGGACACGUUCCCCUCCGGACCAGAGGUGUCAGCGGCGUCUGUGAUUGAGCGGAGACGAUCCCGGGGCAACCGCCGCGGGCAACGUGACAUAACGCAAUCUCAGUGA
Messenger RNA from Knipowitschia caucasica, 258 nucleotides. The record is from the annotation of a GenBank genome assembly. Lineage: Eukaryota; Metazoa; Chordata; Actinopteri; Gobiiformes; Gobiidae.